Recurvomyces mirabilis is the source of this 837-nucleotide messenger RNA. RefSeq lists its product as uncharacterized. The transcript has a single exon. The coding region runs from base 1 to 837 and encodes 278 amino acids. Lineage: Eukaryota; Fungi; Ascomycota; Dothideomycetes; Mycosphaerellales; Teratosphaeriaceae. Gene Ontology annotation, biological process: attachment of mitotic spindle microtubules to kinetochore; protein localization to kinetochore. The record is from RefSeq and is a predicted model, not a curated record. Gene Ontology annotation, cellular component: kinetochore.
AUGGACCCCCAAACCGCCGUCCAGACUCUUGACACCCACACGACUACUCUGACAAUCCUCCAUCUCACCCAUCCCCUCCUCCACCCCAACCCCUCCACAAAACCCCACACCCGCACCUCCGCCGCCUCCGACACGUCGAACCAAGCAACCCCAACCCCGGCCCUGCUCGCAGCAGAUCUAGCGCAUUAUCGUGACCUCUUCACCAAACUCCGCUUCUCCUACGUCGAACAAGUGACCAAGGAGAGGUUUCUUCGGAGCUUGGUCUCGAAUCCACCCGAGUCCUCCAGUGCGGAGGAGAAUGCAGCGUUGGAGGAGAAGUUGAGGGGAGAUAAGGCGGCAUUGAAGGAGAGGAAGGAGGAAGCGAGGGGGUUGAUCCAGGAGUUGGAGGAGCAAGGGAGGAGUCUGGUGGGAAGAUGGGAAGGUGUACGGGAGAGGAGGGUGGAGUUGGAAGCAUUACCGACGGAGAUAGAGCUGUUAGAGGAGCAAAUACAAGACCUGAUAGCAAAACAAGAACCACAGCACAGCAAUCCAGAACUCGCACUCCCGCUCCAACCAACACAAGACCUCCUCCGACAACGAGAGGUCGAGCUCGAGGCGAUCGAUGCACAGAUCGCCGCUCUCCGACGAGAUGGCCCGGCUAGAAAGCAAGAGGUAGAGGGUCUACGGGACGAACUACCGGCUUUGCAGGCGAGGAAAUUUCAAGUGGUGGCGGAGGCACGGGAGGCGAGGAGACGGCGGCAGGAGGGUGCGAGUGCGAUUGAAGGGGAUGAGAUGGAGGAGAGGGGACGGUGGCUCAGGGGUGUGGAGGCCGGGUUGAGGGGGAUGCUUGAGGUGUAG